GGGUGCAUCAUGAAAAACAACAAACCACCCUUAUAUAAUAACACUUACUUGGUCACAUUCUGUUCCGAUUCACCUUUCUCUCUCACAUAUGGAACUCCUCUCUUACACAUUCUUCCUCUUUUUCCUCAUCGCCGGAGAAGAGGUAUGUGCGAAUGCACAGGAUCGGCGUAUGAAGACACUGACUCAUCAUCAUCAUACAUACGGCCGGUUUAGACCAACGAAGCUUUUUGUGUUCGGCGAUUCGUAUGCGGAUACCGGAAACAACCCCAUGUCCUUGGCUAGCUCUUGGAAAGCCCCUUAUGGUGCCACUUUCCCUGGAAAGCCUGCCGGAAGAUACUCCGAUGGCCGUGUGCUCACCGAUUACCUCGCCAGGUUUAUGGGGAUCAAGUCUCCAUUACCAUAUAAAUUCCGAAAAUACGGGCCAGGCAAGUUGCGGUGUGGACUCAACUUCGCAUAUGGUGGAACUGGGGUGUUUGACACCGGCAACUUGCUGCCAAACAUGACCACCCAAAUUGGGUUACUUCAAAGGCUAAUUAAAGACAAGGUCUACACAAAACGGGAUUUAAAAGCGUCUUUGGCUCUUUUCACGGUCUCUGGCAAUGACUAUGACGCUUACACUUCUAACGGUGGCACAGAGGAGGGUCUGCCUGCAUUCAUUACAAAUGUUGUCAAUCAAAUGGCAAUAGAUUUGAAGCGAGUCCAUCAUAUUGGCAUACGACGAGUGUUGGUAACUACCCUACAGCCGAUAGGAUGCCUCCCGAGACAAACCGUGUAUUCAUCAUACAAACAAUGCAACGAAACCGAGAAUACAGCAUCCGAAUACCAUAACCAGUUGUUGCAGGAAGUUGUGGCGACACUAAACAAUAACACCAAAGAGUCUAGCUUUAUCAUUCUUGAUACUUUUAGCGCGUUCAAAACCGUGUUAGAUAGCAAAACAGUACUUACAGGGAACUCGAAGUUUUCAUUGAAGCCAUGUUGUGAACCCACACGCAUCGAUGCUAACUGUGGAAGUUUGGAUAAAAAUGGAAAGGAGUUGUAUACGGUUUGUAAUGAACCAGAGUCCAUGUUCUUCUGGGACACGGUUCACCCAACACAAGCCGGGUGGCGUGCUGUGUAUUUAACUCUUCGAUCUUCUUUGAACAGUAUUAACGCCUAGGUUCUUUGUCGUUUAUUUCUUUUGUGUUUUUAUGGCCUUGUGUAGCUGUUUGUGGGUCCCUGUGGGACCGUAGGUGUCGUUAAAUUUAUAUGUUAUGUUAGAAAAUGAAAUAAAAGAGCAGGAGUUUCCAUUGUUUACA
Helianthus annuus (common sunflower) is the source of this 1295-nucleotide messenger RNA. Its product is annotated as GDSL esterase/lipase At5g03610. NCBI's taxonomy places the organism in Eukaryota, Viridiplantae, Streptophyta, Magnoliopsida, Asterales, Asteraceae. Bases 89 to 1156 code for a protein of 355 amino acids. The record is from RefSeq and is a predicted model, not a curated record. The transcript is spliced from 5 exons. Gene Ontology annotation, molecular function: hydrolase activity, acting on ester bonds.